Molecule: messenger RNA, 1169 nt
Organism: Megalops cyprinoides (Indo-Pacific tarpon)
Lineage: Eukaryota; Metazoa; Chordata; Actinopteri; Elopiformes; Megalopidae
Gene: xrcc4
Product: X-ray repair complementing defective repair in Chinese hamster cells 4
Exons: 8
Coding region: 58-1110 (350 amino acids)
Biological process (GO): double-strand break repair via nonhomologous end joining; positive regulation of ligase activity; immunoglobulin V(D)J recombination
Cellular component (GO): DNA ligase IV complex; DNA-dependent protein kinase-DNA ligase 4 complex; nucleus
Molecular function (GO): DNA binding
Source: RefSeq, a predicted model, not a curated record
ACUUGGUGUACAGUUGCAAGCUGCUUCUAGUUUGAGGCUUCACGCUGCCUCAGAGUUAUGGAUAUCAGUGUGCGUCAGAUAAACGUGUCCUCCGAGCCUGGGCGCAGUUUCUUCUUGAAGGUGACCUGGACAGAUGACUUGGGCGCAGGCUUUGCUGUUGUGCUCUGCGAUGGUGCUGCUGCCUGGCAUGGCAAAGUGUCCGAGGAGGAUGUGACCCGGGAGGCGGAGGAGAUGGAGGUGCGGAGAGAGAAGUACAUUCAGGACCUGCGGCUGGCCCUGACAGAAGAGGGCCAGCAGACCAUGGACUACACCUUCCAGCUCUCCCCAGACUCUGGCUGUGCCGGGGGCCUCCACCUGUCUUACGAGAAGGUGCAGAAAGACAUUGCGUUCAGACUUGGAUCAGUGGAGCUGCGCCCCGUCCCAGCGCCGGCUGAGGUGGUUAAAGAGCUCAUUAGCCAUGGCUUGGGGCACAUCACCCAGCUGCAGGCCAAGAACCGGCACCUGCAGGAGGAGAACCGGCAGCUGAGGCAGGAGCAGGACCACAUCACAGCUGAAAUGGAGAGGUACGUCCACGGCAAGGAGAGUUUGGAGAAGGAGCUCUACACACGCUUCGUGCUGCUCCUCAACGAAAAGAAGGCCAAGAUCAGGAGACUGCAGGAGACCGUCAGACAGCUGCAAGACGAGGUGGAUGAAAAAGAGCAGAGGGAGGUGGGUGUGGGAAAGAGUUCAGCCCUGGAGGAGAGUGGGGUCCAAGGGGGGAGCGGCUCCCCAGAGGGGAGUGAAUAUGGGGGGAGCACAGACGAGGAGCAGCCAGAGAGCCCCCAUCAGUCCCAAAAACCCCCAAAAGCAACGGUCAGAGUAGUACCUGGCACCAGUUCCAUGGACGACAGCUUUACCGACAUCAUUAACGUGAUGCCAAGCCGAAAGCGUCGCCAACGACAUCUCCAAGAUCCAGGGUCGGAGAGCAAAACGCCAUCUCUAGAGCUCCAGCGGAGGGAAAGUAAGGAGACCGCACGAUCCAAAGAAGAGGCCAAUCAGAAAGCAGCUAAACGGGCCACCCCCAUCACUGCAGCCAAUGUGGAUCCGGAUGACCUGUUUGAUGACUUAUAACUAUGACUUUUGCUCCAGGAUCUACGAUAACUACCUCUUUUCACACUACAUACUUUUAU